Molecule: messenger RNA, 698 nt
Organism: Solanum pennellii
Lineage: Eukaryota; Viridiplantae; Streptophyta; Magnoliopsida; Solanales; Solanaceae
Exons: 1
Coding region: 110-445 (111 amino acids)
Source: RefSeq, a predicted model, not a curated record
AAUUAAUCCCUUCUCAAACAAAAAAAAAACUCAUUCUUCUUCCUCUGUUUUUUUUCUCAAAAUUUUUCUCUGUUUUUUUCAGGAAAAAGAAAAGCACAGUUAAUUAAUUAUGGCGUUCGUUUUAGUAUCAGGAAAAUCCAGCAAAGCACAAUUAGUAGCGAUAGCAGAUGCAGCUUCGUUUUACUGUGCUAUUUUUGUAUUGGGUUUGCUUUUGAUUAGUUCAGUGAAAGAGAAUUAUUCAACUGAUGGAGCCGUAAUGAAAGGGAAUCAGUUCUUGAGUCGGCCUUGUGAUGAAAUUUAUGUGGUUGGAGAAGGAGAAACGUUACAUACGAUUAGUGAUAAGUGUGGUGAUCCUUUUAUUGUUGAGGAGAAUCCACAUAUUCAUGAUCCUGAUGAUGUUUUUCCAGGUCUUGUUAUCAAAAUCACUCCUAUAAACACAUCGUAGAUAUCUAAUUUACUAGGUUUUUUGUUUUUCCCUAAAUCCUGCGAGCAGAGCAGAGUAGAGAUAACUCUGCUUUGCUCGCGGAGAUUAGAUUUUUUCUCAUGGGAAUUAAUUUUUUCUUUUUGGGCUUGUGUAAAUUAAUGAUGAGAAUAAAGAUGGUGGAGUUGAGACUUGAGCUAUAGAGGUUCAAAAGAUCUUGUAAUUUUAUUAGAUAAGUAUAUAUAUAUUAAUAUUAGUAGUAUAUGCUUUGGUUAUU